Messenger RNA from Entrophospora sp. SA101, 758 nucleotides. Lineage: Eukaryota; Fungi; Glomeromycota; Glomeromycetes; Entrophosporales; Entrophosporaceae. The record is from the annotation of a GenBank genome assembly.
AUGUUAGAAAAUAAACAGAAUACCGAGUUGAUAAGUCAGGAACAAUCAAAAAUCGAAGAAUUGAUUAAUGACUGUAGGCAAAAAGAUAAGGACUUAAUGCUAAAAAAAUCCGAAGUUGAAAGAUUGAUUCUGGAAAAUAGGCUGAAUACCGAGUUGAUAAAUCAGAAACAAUCAAAAAUUGAAGAAUUGAUUAAUAACUGUAGACAAAAAGAUAAGAAUUUUACGCUAAAAAAAUCCGAAAUUGAACUAUUGAUGUCGGAAAGUAAACAAAAUACCGAGCUGAUAAAGCAGAAACAAUCAAAAAUUGAAGGAUUGAUUAAUGACUGCAGACAAAAAGAUAAGAGUUUGAUGCUAAAAAAAUCCGAAGUUGAAAGAUUGAUGCUGGAAAGCAAACGAAAUACCGAACUGAUUAAUCAGCAUAAAUCAAAAAUUGAAGAAUUGGUUAAUGACUGCAGACAAAAAGAUAAGAGUUUGAUGCUAAAAAAAUCCGAAGUUGAAAGACUGAUGUUGGAAAGUAAACGAAAUACCGAGCUGAUAAAUCAGCAUAAAUUGAAAAUUGAAGAAUUGGUUGAUGACUGUAGACAGAAAGACAAGAAUUUGAUGCUAAAAAACUCUGAGGUUGAAAGAUUGAUGUUGGAAAAUAAACGAUAUAUCGAGCUGAUAAAACAGAAACAAUCAAAAAUUGAAGAAUUGGUUAAUGACUGUACACAAAAAGAUAAGAACUUGAUGCUAAAAAAUUCCGAAGUUGAACGAUUGAU